UUGUAAAGGAGCACGUCUCUCUGCUCACUGACCCAUCCGUCUUUCAAUCGCCAUUAUAUACCAUCGAUCUCAGCUCUCCUUGCCUCCAUUGUUGCAAGUCUCCUUCUCACUCACUCGCACGCACUUCGCGCUAUGUCAGAAUUAAGUGCUAAUUCUCCAGCCUACGCAAUGACUUUCGGGAAGAAGGAUUACGAGUUUUUGAAGGAAAUCGGAGUUGGUCCGACCAAUUCGGGUUGCUAUGUUAAUGGUGUUUGGCAGGGGAAUGGCUCCAUCGUUUCUUCUGUCAAUCCAGCUGAUAAUCAGCCGAUUGCCGAAGUUGUCGAGGCAUCUAUUCAGGACUACGAGGAAGGAAUACAAGCAUGUGCACAAGCUACAAAGAUAUGGAUGCAGAUUCCUGCACCAAAGAGGGGUGAGAUUGUGCGGCAAAUUGGUGAUGCACUGAGAUCGAAGCUCCAUCAACUUGGCCGGCUUGUUUCCCUAGAAAUGGGAAAAAUUCUACCUGAAGGAAUAGGGGAGGUUCAGGAGAUUAUUGAUAUGUGUGACUUUUCUGUGGGACUGAGUCGGCAGCUGAAUGGGUCGAUCAUACCCUCAGAGAGACCAAAUCAUAUGAUGUUAGAGACGUGGAAUCCUCUAGGGAUAGUCGGUGUAAUAACAGCUUUCAAUUUCCCUUGUGCUGUUCUUGGAUGGAAUGCUUGCAUUGCUCUUGUUUGUGGAAAUUCAGUUGUCUGGAAGGGUGCUCCAACAACACCUCUGAUUACCAUAGCUAUGACGAAGAUUAUCGCCGGGGUAUUGGAGAAGAACAAUUUGCCGGGUGCAAUUUUCACCUCAUUUUGUGGUGGUGCUGAUAUCGGUCAAGCCAUAGCCAAAGAUACGCGCAUACCUCUCGUUUCCUUCACCGGGAGCACCAAGGCGGGACUAACUGUUCAACAAACAGUCAACCAAAGAUUCGGAAAAUGCCUGCUUGAAAUGAGUGGAAAUAACGCCAUAAUCGUCAUGGAUGACGCCGACAUCGAACUAGCUGUUCGAUCUGUUCUAUUUGCUGCUGUUGGAACCGCCGGUCAGCGAUGCACCACAUGCCGUAGACUGCUUCUUCACGAGAGCAUUUACCAGAAAGUUCUCGAACGACUGCUCGAAGUCUACAAACAAGUCAAGGUAGGAAAUCCAUUGGAAAAGGGCACCUUACUUGGCCCGCUCCAUACUCGAACAUCCCGGGACAAUUUCAUUCACGGUAUACAGAAAAUCAAGUCACAGGGAGGAAAGAUAAUCACUGGCGGAAAUAUCAUCGACUCCCUAGGCAAUUAUGUGCAACCCACCAUAGUCGAAAUCUCUGCCAAUGCUGAUGUUGUUAAGGAAGAGCUCUUUGCACCCGUUCUUUACGUCAUGAAGUUUCUGUCACUGAAGGAAGCGAUCGAAAUGAACAAUUCUGUACCUCAAGGUUUAAGCAGUUCCAUCUUCACCCGUAAACCUGAAAUCAUAUUCAAAUGGAUCGGGCCCAUGGGAAGCGACUGCGGAAUUGUAAAUGUCAACAUUCCGACGAACGGAGCUGAAAUUGGCGGCGCAUUUGGCGGCGAGAAAGCCACCGGCGGCGGGCGUGAAGCUGGAAGCGAUUCUUGGAAGCAAUACAUGAGACGCUCGACUUGCACCAUCAACUAUGGAAGUGAACUGCCUUUGGCGCAAGGAAUCAACUUUGGGUAGAUUUGUACAAACAAAGGUAUUAUUAUAUCAUUAUCAUGGCUAUUAUUAUUGCAAUAAUAAAUAUAAACUUCAUCAAUAAAUCGCUUUGCAUUGAUUUUAA
Molecule: messenger RNA, 1795 nt
Organism: Andrographis paniculata
Lineage: Eukaryota; Viridiplantae; Streptophyta; Magnoliopsida; Lamiales; Acanthaceae
Product: aldehyde dehydrogenase family 7 member B4
Exons: 15
Coding region: 133-1695 (520 amino acids)
Molecular function (GO): aldehyde dehydrogenase (NAD+) activity
Source: RefSeq, a predicted model, not a curated record